This is a messenger RNA of Armigeres subalbatus, 1023 nucleotides long. RefSeq names its product transcription elongation regulator 1-like. The transcript has 3 exons. The record is from RefSeq and is a predicted model, not a curated record. Gene Ontology annotation, molecular function: RNA polymerase binding; transcription coregulator activity. The coding region runs from base 68 to 673 and encodes 201 amino acids. Gene Ontology annotation, cellular component: nucleus. Lineage: Eukaryota; Metazoa; Arthropoda; Insecta; Diptera; Culicidae.
CAAAACAUCCCAGUCCGCAGCAAGCAGUAGCAAAAGUGGCAAUGACCCGGAAAAGGAAGCACUCGCAAUGGAGGCUGAGGUUCGAGCGUCCAGAGAACGAGCCCUGGUGCCACUUGAUGUUCGCAUGAAGUCUUUCAAAGAAAUGCUGAAAGAAAAAGAGGUGUCCGCGUUCAGCACUUGGGAGAAAGAACUGCACAAAAUUGUGUUCGAUCCACGUUAUCUGCUGUUGACGUCCAAGGAACGGAAGCAAGUUUUCGAGAAAUACGUCAAAGAUCGGGCCGAGGAGGAGCGCAAGGAGAAAAAGAAUAAGAUGAAACAGAAGCGGGAGGAGUUUCGAUCGUUGCUGGAGGCCGCAAAUUUGCACGGAAAAUCGUCGUUCAGUGAAUUUGCCCAGAAGUAUGGCAAAGAUGAUCGCUUCAAGGUGAUCGAAAAAAUACGUGAACGGGAAAGCCUCUUCAACGAGUUCAUCGUUGAAGUUCGCAAGCGCGAAAAGGAGGACAAGCAGAAUCGGAAGGAACAGCAGGUAAUCGUACUACUACCACUACUACUAGAGAUCCUAUCGCAAGAGCUGCCGCAGCCUGCCGGUGUCACCACUCUGCGGGCGUAUCACCGGCGGUCAAAGUUCCCUUUUGUCUGUGUUGCUGAAAUCGACGGCGUUGCUGUUCGGAAGUGAUGGACACAAUCCAAUCGCGCUGCCGUGAAGGAUGGUGGAUUUCAAUGGUACUAUUCGAACAUUGUCUUGUCUUUAACUCGAGAUUCCCAGAUAUGGAAAAAGGGAUCUUGGUAUCUGUACCAAACGCGCCGCUGGUGGGCACUUGGGAUCUGGCACGUGGCGUUGAAGGUGCGCAAGUUGAAGUCAACCUAUGGACUGAUGGAUGGACGAUCUACGGUGCAAAUUCCAAGUGCCCAUUUGGCUGUCGCCUUUGUACAGUUUGUAAUCUCUAAGUAUUCCAAUUGUUCCGUUGCUAUUGAAAUAACAGACGUUUUUUUCAGGUCACAUUCCUAAUGAUUUUACAAAGUUUU